Porites evermanni is the source of this 1358-nucleotide messenger RNA. NCBI's taxonomy places the organism in Eukaryota, Metazoa, Cnidaria, Anthozoa, Scleractinia, Poritidae. The record is from the annotation of a GenBank genome assembly.
UUGAAAUUCACUGAACAGAGACUUUUGUCAAGGCUUCUGGUUAAACUAAUGUAUACAUUUAUUUUGUGAAAACCAUAAUUCUUUUCUUUUUUAAUCACUGAGCAGAGACUCGCUGUAAGCGAAUCAACUGAAGUUAAAAGUCGUAAUGAAAUGAAACGUGUUCCUCUGACGACAAUUUUUAGUCAAGGUGCAACCAAUUUCAAUUACCGUCAAUAGAAAUAGCUCGUCAAUAAUCUCUUUUUGUCCUUCGAUCCUUUAUUUCUACAGAUGAUUGAUACGUACGUAAUGUGACAGCUUUUACAUUUAGAUUUACUUAGUUUUUGUUAAAAGUGCUAAGUGUGCUGGGAAAUGACAGUUGGAAAAUCUUGAGUCGCUGGAAAGAGUGUGCUUUAUAAUAAAGAAAUUGUAUUCGAAUUAGCCUUAAAUCCUAGCCCAGUCCUGGGCUGAAAGACCUCUAAUUUAUUUGAAUCUGGAGUCUCGAAGUAGCCAUUUUCUACCCAAGAAAUCUCAAGGUAAAUCUUCUAUGUAUGAUGUUUUAAUUUGUAAAAUGUCUCGUUAGUUCGUCUGGCUGGAGUCAGCAAAAACAUCUUUGGGAAAGAGAGAAGGAGAACAUUAACGAUUUCACGAAUAGCAAGGGAUACUUUGAGUUUGUUUAUUUGUUUUCUUUUUUCACUACUAAAGAUAAUCUUAAAUCAAUUACAAUCAAAAGAAUGUAGUAAAUGCAAUGAACUAAAAGAUUCCACAAACAUGGUAUUCAUAUUUAUGCUGUAAUCACUUCGAAUUUCAUCUCCUCUAGCAUAUCAUAAAUCAAAAACUUCAGUUAAGUAAAAUUUCGAUAGAUUUCCGAAGGUUUUUGGUGAGAUUGAACUGAUUGGAAAUCGUAACGUGAGGUCUUAUAGAUGACUGUUUUUUCUUUUUUCUUUUUUUAGAAGCGCCAAGCUGAUCCCUGUCCGCCUGUUUAAAUAUUCUGUAAGAUCUCAAAUCGAGGUAGCUAUAGAGAACGCAGCAUAGUUGUCAUUAUUAUUUGUUGUUGUUAUUAUUAUUCUUAUUGUUGUUGUUGUUGUUGAUAUUACUUCGCUAUGAGCGACGUCUUUAUAGAAAAAGAAACAGAUAGAUAGAAUUUUGCUGAUCGAUGCCAGCAACGUCUUCAACCUAAUGAACCGCUCUGUAGCCCUGCACAACAUCCAGAUCACACUGGUGAACGAAAUUUUGCUAUAUUUGAUUAAUACCUAUAGUGGCCCUUCGAGACUCUUCAUACAGGGAGGCGAAGAGAUUUGUCUCAAGAAGGUGCUAUGAAAGGCGAUCCUUUGGCGAUGCCGCGGUACUCAGUUACCAAAUCCUUGCUGAUCAACAGCUUG